Molecule: messenger RNA, 127 nt
Organism: Paraglomus occultum
Lineage: Eukaryota; Fungi; Glomeromycota; Glomeromycetes; Paraglomerales; Paraglomeraceae
Source: the annotation of a GenBank genome assembly
CUCUCCGCUUUUAUUGAAGACAAAGGCCGCAUUCCUCCACUUUUCAUCUACGCUCAAAUUUCUAACCCGAAAUAUUCUUCGGAUAACAUAAGAUCGGCACAUGAAAGCAACUAUAACGAUACGCCUG